Molecule: messenger RNA, 1687 nt
Organism: Amborella trichopoda
Lineage: Eukaryota; Viridiplantae; Streptophyta; Magnoliopsida; Amborellales; Amborellaceae
Product: branched-chain amino acid aminotransferase 2, chloroplastic-like
Biological process (GO): branched-chain amino acid metabolic process
Molecular function (GO): branched-chain-amino-acid:2-oxoglutarate transaminase activity
Source: RefSeq, a predicted model, not a curated record
AUUAAUGGAAAAGAAAAUAAGCACCCUUAUGCCGAGGCUUUUAAGAAAACAAAGGAAACCAUGCAUUACUUCUACCUUCUUCUAUGGCGAGGAGGAGGAGGAGGAGGAGGCGUUGGCCCAAGCAUGGCGGAGUCGGCCGAGCGGGAGCCCUGGUUCUCUGAGUCGUCCAAUCAAUCGCCGAUCGAUCGAAGUGCUGAAUAUGGAAAACCUUGCACUGACUCGGACUUCUUCGAACGCUGGAUUGCAUGGAUUGCCGACGUUUUGGUCUUCGAGGCGUUGGUUCUCCUCGGCUAAGUCUAUCACAAACCCUAGUUUUUGCUCCUCUUCUCCUAAGCCCAACUAUAACUCUUGCUCCAUGUCUUCCAGUGUUAUUGACGCUUCCCUAACAAGGUGUAAAGCAUUUGCUGUGGAUGCUUGUAGGGAGGUUGAAGAGUUGGCUGAUAUGGAUUGGGAUAACCUUUUUUAUGGGAUUACACCAACAGACUACAUGUAUGUCAUGAAAUGUGCUAAAGGUGGACAGUUUACUAGUAGCGAAUUGCAGCGCUAUGGGGACAUUGGAUUGUGUCCGACUGCUGGCGUCUUAAACUAUGGACAGGGUUUGUUUGAAGGUCUAAAAGCAUAUAGGAAAAAAGAUGGUGAUGUAGUUCUCUUUCGUCCAGAAGAGAAUGGCUUAAGAAUGCAGAGGGGUGCUGAGCGUAUGUGUAUGCCAUCACCUUCAGUAGAGCAAUUUGUGGAUGCUGUUAAGGAAACAGUUUGGGCUAAUCGACGCUGGGUUCCUCCAUUUGGAAAAGGUUCCCUAUAUAUUCGUCCCUUGCUUUUUGGAAGCGGGCCCAUUCUGGGCCUUGCACCAGCUCCCGAAUACACAUUUCUUGUAUAUGUAUCGCCAGUUGGGAAUUACUUCAAGGAAGGUUUGGCUCCGAUAAGCUUGUUGGUUGAUACUGAGUUUCAUCGUGCCACUCGAGGUGGGACUGGUGGUGUAAAGACAAUAGGAAACUAUGCAGCAGUUUUGAAGGCACAGGCACGGGCAAAAUCCGAAAAGUACACUGAGGUUUUGUACUUAGAUUCUAUUCACAAAAAGUAUUUGGAGGAAGUUUCAGCUGCUAACAUUUUUCUUGUGAAGGGGAAAACAAUUUUAACUCCGCCAAUAAAAGGGACCAUUUUGCCAGGAAUUACACGGUUGAGUAUUAUCGAUGUUGCUCAAAAUGAAGGAUACAAGGUUGAGGAGCGGCCUAUACCAGUGGAGGAGUUGUUUGAAGCCGAUGAGGUUUUCUGCACAGGAUGUGCAGUGGUUGUGUCUCCAGUUGGAAGUAUCACAUAUGAGAGGAAAAAGAUGCAAUAUGGAAAUGGCGGAGUUGGUAAGGUAUCUCAGCAACUAUAUUCUGCACUCACGGGUAUCCAGUGGGGACUCAUGGAGGACAACUUCGGGUGGGUUGUCGCCGUAGAAAAGUAAUUUGCUGAGAAGACAUAUAUGCUCUAGGGAGAUUAUUAUAUGAAUGAAUAUAUGGAGCAAGAAACAUGAAAAUAGAUCGACUUUUCUUUGAUGGGGAUGCAAUGUACAUAGUAGUAAGCAUUUUAUUAAGAACUGCAUUUUCUAGAUUGUUUGAUUUCUCAAUAUUGAAUUGUUGACAAUCAGAGUGAUUCUCUGCGGUUCCAAUUCCAUGCUACAGGAUCUUAUCUUUUUGCCAAA